UAUCUCGUACACUAUGCAUAGUGCUGUGAAUCAUACAUCCUUUCUGAAGAGCAAAGGGACAACUUAUUUUGAAAACAACACAUAAUGCGCAACAACUGCGGAAAUAAAAUGCGCACGACCCCGUGUAAAAAUCGUCUUUGUGUUUUCUUGCAACAAGAACGACCGUCAACAUGACCGUCGCUGCGCUCGUCGACACCGUCCGCAAUUGGCCAAAAUGGAAGCAGGGAUUCCUGGUGUGCAGCGCCUGGGUCCCGGUGUAUUACUGGUGGGACCGCCGGGGAACGUACCGGAGUUCUAAAGCCUACCGCCAACGGAUCAUAUGGAUUGCAAAAGUGUCUGGGUCUGGAAAGUUGGAACUUGUGAUGCUACAUUUAGAUUCUAAAAAAAUCUGUAUUGCAUGAGCAGCAAAUAAGAGAGUCCAAAUUUUGCUACACGGAAAGAGCAUUUGUCAUGCGGCAUAGGCAUCAGGAAGCCCUCACAAAAUCUGUGAUGCUAGGGCAUGCAUCACAGACAGGAGGAGUCAUGGAAAAUGUGAAUGACAAACCUUGGAUCCUUCCAGACCCAGACAUUUUUACAUUUGAUAGAUCACGGAAAAAUGCUACAUGGAUGUGGCGAUCGGAAAUACGUACGCCGGGCGAAUUAUCAAAUGUAAAAAUGUCUGGGUCUGGAAGAUUGCGAGACUUGUCAUGCAGCUUUUCCAUGACCCAUGAGGUCUGGAAUGCAGGACGUAGCAUGACAGAUUUUUAGAGCGCUUUGUGAUGCCUCUACAGCAUGAGAAAUGACCUCUCCGCGUAGCACAAACUGGAGUCCUCUUGCUGGGCAUGCAAUACAAAUUUUUUCAGAAUCCAGAGACAGCAUCACAAGUUUAGAAUGUUCCAGACCCAGACACUUUUACAGUUGAUACGAAUCAUCUUCGGGCUCUACGGCCACGACUGUCUAUGAAUUGCAAAAGUGUCUGGGUCUGGAAGAUUGCAACUCGUCAUGCUGUUUUUGGACUCUAAAAAAAUUUGUAUUGUAUGACCAGCAAGAGGGGUCCGGUUUGUGCUACAUGGACAGGGCAUUUCUCAUGCGAAAGGUGCAUCAGGAAGCCCUCUACAAGUCUGUCAUGCUAGGUCAUGCAUUAGAGGCAUCAUGGAUCAUGAGAAAUAUGCAUGACAAACCUCGUCGAACAAGGGCUUCGUCGAUCGAUUGCGCCACUAGGGCCUUGUGUUCCGCCUACUCCGGAUCGCAAUCGAUGGAGGGCGGGACCUGCACCGGCGACAGGCGCUAUCCAACCAACCAACCAACCAACCAAACCUGGCAAUCUUCCAGACCCAGACAUUUUUACAUUUGAUACUGCCCCAUGACGAGCGAGAACUUUUUGCAGCUGUGCAAGGGCUUUGAGUAUCAAUUGCGAAUAUGUUUGGAUCUGGAAGAGUGUGAUCAUGCUGUUUGUGCAUGACACAGAAGGUCUGGCAUGCAAGUCCUAGCAACACAGGUUUGGAGCAGGUUAGGCGCUGCCUAAUCCGCAUGACAAGUUCCCUCCUUGGGUGCUGACAAGAAAUGACCAACUUUUGCGGUCCAUGCAUGACAAAUUUUUUUCUGGUCUCAAAUGCGCAUCAGAAGUUUACAUGUCUCCAGACCCAAAAAUGUUUGCACUGCAUAUUUGGAUCAACGACAAGAAGAUCGGGUACAAAAACACGCUUUUCCACCACGUGAACCCCGGGGCGGUGGUUAUCAAAGUGAAAAAAUCCCCCACCCCAUAUUCAAAAGACGAUUUGUGUUGCUGGAUUUGUGUACACAAAUUUGUAUUGGAGCAAGAGCUUGCCGGCAUAUUUUAAGCCCAUUUGGGUACGCAUCCGGCUAGCAGCUGAGCAUGAGAAACAACUCUGACAUAGGCGAAAACGCAUGACAGACUCGCUGCACGAUGCGCCACAUGGGUGCCGUUUGCCUUGCACGCAAGACGAAGCUGAUUUGUGGUCACAAAUCAGCAUCGCAAAUGUUGCUUUCGAUACGGGAAGGGGGGAUUUUUCCUUACGAUAGUGGUGGUCGGCGGUGACGUCAUCGCGGGGGAUGGAACCACCCACGUAUCAAAAGGAAAAAUCCCCCCUCCCCAUAUCGAAAAGGUAAGUUUCCAAAAAUUUGUGUUGCUGAUUUGAGGUCACAAACCACCUUUGAUGUAGUGCAAGAAGACAAGGGCAGAAGCUUCCGCCCCAUUAUGGAAGCGGUUUGCCAUGCUGUUGGGCCUAAAGGGGAGCCGUUUGCAAUGUUGAACAACUAGACCCAUACGCCCCUACCUAGCCUGGGGAUCUGAUUGCAAUACCUUCCUGCAAUACCAUGCUGAUCUGUGUACACAAAUCCAGCAUCAGAAGUUGCGUUUUAUUAUGGGGAGGGGGGAUUCUUCCUUUUGAUGCCACGGGUGCAGCAUUUACGGGCGGCAGUUUCCGGACGAGAGUUACGACAUUUUGUUCACGCACGAGGGAGAUUUGGCGAUGUGUCGCUGGGGCUUCGACACCCAGGCGUCCGCGUUUAUGAUCACGUUGUCGCGGAGUUGCAAGUAUGAAUUGCAAAAGUAUCGUACUCGUAUAAACGCAUUUACAAAUUUCCCCAGCAUGAGAAAUGAAAGCUGUAGUGCGGAUUUACCUUAAGAAAAAAAUUUGUAAUGCAUAAACGCAAUUAGUACGAGAGCGAUACUUUUGCACAGGACAGCAAGCGGUUGUGCGAGGGCGAGCACGUGGUGUUUGGGACGGUUUUAUCGUAAGGAAAAAUCUCCCCUCCCCAUAUCGAAAAGGAAAUUUGUGAUGCUGGAUUUGCGCACACAAAUCAGAUUUGUCUUGCAGUAGAGGACUGCAGGCAUAUGCGAAGCCUGGGCCGAGGGGUUUUGCCGUGGGCGCCUAGUAUGACAAAUGUCUACGCUUUAAGCAAAACAGCAUCACAACCUGCCAGCAUAAUGUGGCGGACUCUCUGGAUUUGCCUUCUUGCAAGACAGACAGGAAUUGUGGCCACAAAUCUGCAUCGCAAAUUUUCAGACAGUUACGCUUUCAAUAUGGCGCGGGGGGAUUCUUCCUCUUCAUAGGUUUUGAAGGGCAUGCGCGUGGUGGAGGACAUCGCCGCGAUGGGACCAAGAAGAGGUAUAAAAAGCACAAAGUUUUUUUUUCUGUGAAUAAACAGAAUUGAGUAUUCAUUUUCUCUCACUGUGUGAAUAUCUUUCCCCGGGAAGUAGAUCCGCCGCGCCAAAGAGCCAAAUCAAAGAGGACGUCGAGCAGCAAACUGUCGCAGGCACGACAUCUCCAAAACGCGGGACCAAUUGUUCCGUACUUUUUUCAUGAAAUAUUAACAGGCACGUUUCAAGAGCAACAAAAGCCGAUGAUGCCGGUCAGGAUUCUCGACUGCGGUGUCUUCGACGAGCAGACCGCGCGCAAACCUAUACCGAGAGAGUUUCGCACGCACCAAACCAGAAGAAUGACGGAAGAAGAAUUCGUGUCGCGCAAGGAGCUCAUGGUGGCGCUGUGAAGUGGAUGCAGAAGUUCCUCUUUUCCUCGCGCGCUCGGGAACCUCAACCUACUUACCCGGUUGCUCAUCGUCAGAAUAAAGCGCGGGAGCUUGUUGCGCUGCCGGGGGAGAGGAGUUAUGCGGGAAGAGUCCGACAGCUUGUUCACAAAAGCAUGUGCUUGCGAACGACGAGCCGCCGAAAUUUUUCUUUGUUGUUUUUGAGAGGACCACCCUAGAGAGAAAAAAAAUCCCGAUCUCAAAUGCGCACAGGAGAUGGAGAUUUGAAAAGCACACGCAGAAAAAAUCAAGUUUAUUUCACAUAAGUACAUGAUAC
Amoebophrya sp. A120 is the source of this 3805-nucleotide messenger RNA. Lineage: Eukaryota; Dinophyceae; Syndiniales; Amoebophryaceae. The record is from the annotation of a GenBank genome assembly.